Messenger RNA from Dromiciops gliroides (monito del monte), 1713 nucleotides. RefSeq names its product HSPA (Hsp70) binding protein 1 (gene HSPBP1). The transcript has 8 exons. NCBI's taxonomy places the organism in Eukaryota, Metazoa, Chordata, Mammalia, Microbiotheria, Microbiotheriidae. The coding region runs from base 422 to 1477 and encodes 351 amino acids. The record is from RefSeq and is a predicted model, not a curated record.
GAUUGGAUCGAGGCAGGCAGAGGGCGGGCCCUGAGAGAAGGGUGGUCCUGAAGGGGCCGGGCGAGAGAAGGGUCAGAUGGGGACAGAAUUUAGGCUUGUAGAGGGGGUGGAGGACCCUGGGGCCCUUGGAGGGGCGAGGCUGGCACAAGCCGGGAGCACAAGAGAGCUGGGAGCAACCAACAGGUCUCUCCUCCGUCCGGCCCCGCCCCUCGCCGCCGUCAUGGCCCCGCCGGAAGUGGGAGCGCGGAGGCGAAAGGGGCCUUCCGGUGAGGCCUGACGCAUUUCCGGCAAAGAUGGCGGCGCCCAGUACGGGCAGGUGCGGGCGGCGGCGUGGGUCGUGAGGCCUGCGGAGAUUUCCCAAAACACGGAUCAGCUAUCUCCAGGACAUCUCCCCAGCCACGCCCCCACCCCAUCACCCCCGAUGGCAGACCCAGGCUCUGGAGGGAACCGCCUCCCCCUGGCCCUGCCUCCGGCCCCUGAGGAGGCUAGCACGUCCGCUUCCAUGGGGAACCCCUCGCACCCCCACAGCCUCCAAGGCCUCUUGCACAUGGCAGUGACAGCUUCCCCCGGUGACCCUGAGCCCCCGCCCGAGCCCAUGACAGAGGAGCGGCGUCAGUGGCUGCAGGAGGCCAUGUCGGCCGCAUUCCGUGGCCCACGGGAGGAGGUCGAGCAAAUGAAGAGUUGUCUCCAUGUUCUGGGCUUACCCACCCCCCCCACAGCUGGUGAGGCGGAGCUGGUGGCUGACCAGCAGGAGCGGGAGGGGGCUCUGGAGCUCUUGGCUGACCUGUGUGAAAACAUGGACAAUGCUGCAGACUUCUGCCAGCUGUCCGGGAUGCACUUACUGGUGGGCCGUUACCUGGAAGCGGGGGCAGAGGGCUUGCGGUGGCGGGCGGCCCACCUUAUUGGCACGUGCAGCCAGAAUGUGGCAGCCAUCCAGGAGCAAGUGCUGGGUCUGGGGGCCCUACGGAAGCUCCUGCGACUGCUGGACCGGGACCCCUGCGACGCAGUGCGAGUCAAGGCCCUCUAUGCCAUAUCUUGCCUGGUCCGGGAGCAGGAGGCCGGCCUGCUCCAGUUCCUUCGUCUGGAUGGCUUUUCUGUGCUGAUGCGGGCCAUGCAGAGGGAUGUCGUGAAGCUGAAGGUGAAGUCGGCCUUCCUCCUGCAGAACCUGCUGGUGGGCCAUCCUGAGCACAAAGGCACCCUGUGCUCUAUGGGAAUGGUCCAGCAGCUGGUGGCUCUGAUCCGAACAGAGCACAGCCCCUUCCAUGAGCAUGUUCUGGGGGCGCUUUGUGGGCUGGUGACAGACUUUCCCCAAGGGAUCCGGGAAUGCCGGGAGCCUGAAUUGGGGCUAGAGGAACUUCUGAGACAUCGAUGUCAGCUGCUACAGCAGCAUGAGGAGUACCAGGAGGAGCUGGAAUUCUGCGAAAAGCUGCUGCAGACGUGCUUCUCCUCCCCCACGGACGACAGCAUGGACCGGUGAAUGCUGGGGAGGGACCGAGGGGGCGCGGGCCCCCGGCGCUGGAGCCACGCCUCGGCUGGCGACCCUUCCCCCGCAGCCUGCCCGCCGAGCCCGCGGCUGGGGAGGAGGCCGCCUGGGCGCCGGGCCGGGGCGGUGGGAAGGCCCCCCGCUCGCCCUCACCUCUCCCCGCGGGCCCCUCUGCCCCACCUCCCGUGCGUGCCCACCCUCUUCCUGGCUGCCCUGGCAAUAAAGGUGUU